Messenger RNA from Coregonus sp. 'balchen', 2447 nucleotides. The record is from the annotation of a GenBank genome assembly. NCBI's taxonomy places the organism in Eukaryota, Metazoa, Chordata, Actinopteri, Salmoniformes, Salmonidae.
GAUCACCUUCAAACUACUCAUUCUCACCUACAAAGCACUCAAUGGACUGGCACCCUUAUACCUUACUGACCUUCUGCACUCCUACAUUCCGACCUGCUUACUGCACUCCUCUAACAAUGGCCUCCUCAUCAUUCCUUGCACCAGGCUCCGCUCCAUAGGAGACGUUGCUUUUAGCAGUGCAGUCCCCCAAAAUAGCACACAAAAACUUAUAAAAACUGGCACGAAUCUCCGGUUUAUUGUACAGAUGCGGUGGUACAAGACAAUGGGCGCUCUUGCUCCAGCGCCACGGGACACAGUUCUACCGUGACAGAGCUAAGGCAAACACACCAUGUUGUUUCACUAUUUGACCAGAUAUUCAACUGACUAACAGGCCAGAUACAGUCGGUUAUAAGCACACAAUAAUGCACGUGACCCAUGACUGUAUCAAUAUUAUAAAGAUAUUAUAGUCCACAUAUAAUAUUAUAUGCCAUUAAGCUGACACAUUUGAGCGACUUAGUCACACGACUUAGUCAUGCGUAGCUUAACCUCUUUCUAAAUAUGUUGGAAAACAAAUUACUUCAUGUAAUGAAGAGUACAUGUGUAAUAAAACAAAUCACUUUUAAAUUAUUCUCUAAUUAAACAUUACGGAAUACCAAGUCAGCUAUUUUAUUGGUGUGACUAACUUGUUAUUGGUGGGUGGGGUUUUCCCCAUACAUUUCCAGUGUUUCCCAGUGGCCAGAAGAUUCCCAAUAUUUGUAAAGGUUGGCUUGCCUUGAGAGGACAAGAGAAGUGAAGGUGACAUACACCAAACUUCCAGUAAUGGCAGCCUGGUAGUUGAAUCGUAAGUAUGGUCAAAGUAUGACCUCCAGCCAGGAUCAGCUCUCCUUCUCCCUGGGCACGCAACCCUAAACCUAUGACCUUUGUAUGUAUUGCUGUUUCUAAUUUAAAGUGUGGUCCUCUGUAGCUCAGCUGGUAGAGCACGGCGCUUGUAACGCCAAGGUAGUGGUUUCGAUCCCCGGGACCACCCAUACACAAAAAAAAUGUAUGCAUGCAUGACUGUAAGUCGCUUUGGAUAAAAGCGUCUGCUAAAUGGCAUAUUAGUAUUAUUAUUAUUAUAAAGUGAAAGCUAAUAAGUAUAUAUUGGUGAUAGGAUCAUUGUAUGAGCGUUAGCGCUGAAGAUUGUGUGAUAUUAUUGCAGAGCGCUCCAAUGGUGAUUAUAGAGAUGUGACUCUCUAAUAAUGGUGCUGAAAGAUAUUGGUGAUUCAGAAAAUAAAUCUGCUGUCUAUUUGAAAUCUAUCUCAGGCAGAUACAACUAAUUGCAUUAGGCUGUAUCAAGGGCUUUGUGAUUCAUUGGCCAGUCAAUUCAGGUGUGAUAGUGCCAGGCUGGAUAAAAAAUGUUUCUUACUGUUCACUUGGAAACAAAUUAGGAAACAUGGCAUCACUUUGUAUUUCCAUAAUAACUGCUAUGUAACUGCUAUGUAAUUACAGUCUGGCAGUAUUGGUUAUUAGAUAACAGCACACAGCACAACUCCAGCCAACAUGUUUCAGAACAAUGUUGAUACUGCAUUUAUUACUGUGUACUAGUUAUAUAGGUUUGAGGGCAGCUUGAUGCAGUGUGACUAGAUACAGUGUCAUUACUACUUACAUGGGCAUCUAUCUCACAACUGCUGAAUGAUUAUGGAUUGAUAAGUGAUUUGUAUUGAACUUUCACUUAUGAUUCAAACCAUGGACCUCAUUCCUGUAAAUCACUCAUUAAUGUGCAAAAACCUUCCUCAACCAUGAAUGCUUAUUGUCAGAUGAAUCCAUAUUCCUCCUUCCCCUGGGCGAGAUCAUGCAACAUCCUAAAGUUCACUUCCACUGCUAUGCACCCAGAUCUACCUCUCCACCAAACCCACCACUCCCCUCCCUCAUCAGCUGCCUUCACGACAUCCAAAGAUAGAUGAGCAUGAACCUCCUCAAACUCAACAGCAACAAGAGAGGUCAUGCUCAUCGGCUCUAAAUCCACUCUCUCCAAGCAUCACCACAGAUGGUUUCCUCAUCCCUCUGUAAACACAAGUCAAAAGCCUCAGUGUCUUCCUGGAUAGUUCCCUCUCUUUCGAACCCCACAUAAAAACCAGCACCCGGACAGCAUUCUUCCACCGCCGCAAUAUCUCCAGGCUCCACCCCUCACUGUCAGCACGAAACCCUAAUCCAUGCCUUGGUUACUUCUUGACAAGACUACUGUAAGAUUCAUCACCAGAUGCCUUGGUUACUUUAUGAUUAGACUACUGUAACACUCUCCACACCAGAUCCCCACCAACCUCAUCAAUAGAUUCCAACUGGUUCCAACUGCUGCCAGAAUCCACACCAGCACCAGAUCAACUGAACACAUCAAACCAAUCCUGGCUCCCUGUGCAAUCCUGUAUUAACUUUCAAAUACUCCUCCUCACCUACAAAGCCCACCACAACCUGGCACCCACCUACCUCUG